GACGUCUGUUUGGUCAAGUGGUCAGAUAGAUAUAGGGGUGGAUGCAAGACAGUAUAACUGCAGACAACUGGUCCAGUUGACUCCAGUCCUUCAUUUCUCUCUACAGGAAUCUUACUAACAAAAGAUGAAGCUGACAUUAGCUCUCAUUCUUGCACUCCAAGUGUCGGUGUGUGUGUGGGCAGAACCCAUACCAGCGCCAGACAAGGAGUUAGUGGAGAAAUAUGAGGGGCUGAAGGCCGUAUUCUUCAAAAGGCUUGUCAACGCCUACACUAAGUUCGUAGCUGCUGUCGAACCAUUGAUGGAGAGCUCACCAACAGGAAAAUUAGCCAAAGAGACCAUGGAUGAAAUCAAGAAACGCCCAAGAGUGGAAAGCGCCAUCAAGAUCCUCACCGGUUUGGGCUCAGAGCUGCAGCCUGUUGUGGAUAACGCUCGGUUGAGUCUUCUUGGUGCUUAUGGCUACUAUCUGAGACCCUACAUUGGUGAAACCCUGGACAACGCCAUCAACAACAUCAAGCCAGUCCUGAAUACCAUCAUGCCUGCUGAGGAUUAGUUAUUCUUAUUAUAAGUUAACACCUGACUCUGUCAGAUAGGAAAGAUCAUCCGAGCCAUGUUCAAUUUAGACUUAUUUUAUAUAUGCAGAUAAUAUGUAUUAAACAUGCAUUACAUCAUGCAUUUCCACAGCUAAAAUAAUUGGAUCCAAUUCUAAAUGAAACUGCAAGGCAGGUAGCUGCGUGUCCAGCCCAGCUAUUAUGUCAAUGCAUUUUUUGCGUGUAUAUACUGUAUCUGUGCAUUUGAUACUGUUCUGUUCAUUGCAAGAAAGAAUAGCAUCCAGUCCAGCAUUAAUAGAGUUAUGAGUAUUGUGUGAUUUUGUGAGACUCAAAAGUAAACAAAAAGACUCUAAAUAAAGAUCUCUGGAUAAUGCAAA
This is a messenger RNA of Triplophysa dalaica, 925 nucleotides long. It is a transcript of the gene apoa2, whose product is annotated as apolipoprotein A-II. The transcript has 4 exons. NCBI's taxonomy places the organism in Eukaryota, Metazoa, Chordata, Actinopteri, Cypriniformes, Nemacheilidae. The record is from RefSeq and is a predicted model, not a curated record. The coding region runs from base 125 to 550 and encodes 141 amino acids.